Messenger RNA from Brugia malayi, 276 nucleotides. RefSeq lists its product as uncharacterized. The record is from RefSeq and is a predicted model, not a curated record. The transcript has 2 exons. Lineage: Eukaryota; Metazoa; Nematoda; Chromadorea; Rhabditida; Onchocercidae. Bases 1 to 276 code for a protein of 91 amino acids.
AUGAAACGUUUCAUGAGAUGCGUUAUAUUCGAAAUGCUAAUUACUUUGUUGUUAAUCGAUGAUAGCGUUGCCAAUGAAAGUAAACGAAACGAAGAGAUAAAGAUUCGAGCGAAACGACAAUUUCUAAGUUACGGUAGUUUUGGAGGAUUUUCUGCAUUUCCGUUCUUCAACAUGGGUUGGGGUUAUGGCGAAGGUAUUUCGAGAUGGGAAAGUCCAUGGAUGUGGCAAAGUGUUUGGAGUUAUAGUCCACCUUGGGGUUGUGUAUUUUGUUGGUAA